GUAGUUAAUAGACCGUGUAGUGCGCUGUGCAGCGAAAUAAGUUGAAACAUGGAUGUGCCACCACCCAUUCCUAAUUUGAAUGCUGCGAUUUUGGCUGCAGCUCAGAUUCUCGAGGAUCACAUAAAUGCACCAAUUGCACCUGCCUUCAGUGACGAGAGCGACGAUGAUAACUCGGACAGUGGAGAUGAAGAUCUGCCUAUUAUGCUCCAUACGGAAGAGGAAGAGCAUGUUCGAAACAAACACUAUGUGGUUAAUGUUGUAUACUACAUGUCGGACUUGGAUUUUCGAAGACACUUCCGCCUUACCCGGAGUGGAGUAGAGGAGCUGUGCAUGGAAUUGAAAGAAGACGAAAUACAUUCAGAAGGCAGGCCUUCAAUACCAUUCGAGCAUGCAUUACUACUGUCUUUGUGGCUUCUUGCAACCCCCGAAUCAUUUAGAAGUGUAGCAGAUCGGUUCGGCAUUGACCGCGGCCAUGCUCAUGUUCUAUGUCCGAGUAUCUAUCAAAAAAUGUAUGAUCGUCGCAACACUUGGAUAAGACGGCCAAGAGGUGGCUACCAAGGUGGAUAUCCAGAAGAGAAUGAUGCAAGUGCUGAAACAGUUGAGGAAUUAUUGGAAUCCAUGGAUGAGGAGUUGUCUCUCGAAGAUUCUACAGACUUUGAUUACGAGUCUUUUCAUCACAUGGUACGCAAAAAUAAUUGUAAUAAUAUUAAUAAUUGA
Bemisia tabaci is the source of this 717-nucleotide messenger RNA. The record is from RefSeq and is a predicted model, not a curated record. Lineage: Eukaryota; Metazoa; Arthropoda; Insecta; Hemiptera; Aleyrodidae.